AUGCCAGCCAACCUCACAGAGGGCAGCCCCAAUUCCAAAGGGACCACACAGAUGCUGGAUUCUCAUGCAGUCCUCUGCUUCCCCACAACUUUGCCGGAAGUAAAGGAGGAAGAAGAGUGGAGCUCCUUCUACUACUCCUUUAAGACUGAGCAGUUGAUAACUCUGUGGGUCCUCUUUGUUUUCACCGUUGUUGGAAAUUCCAUCGUGCUGUUCUCCAUGUGGAGGAGGAAGAGGAAGUCGAGGAUGACCUUCUUUGUGACUCAACUGGCCAUCACAGACUCUUUCACAGGACUUGUUAACAUCUUGACAGAUAUCAUUUGGCGAUUCACUGGAGACUUCAUGGCACCUGAUCUGGUUUGCCGAGUGGUCCGCUAUUUGCAGGUUGUGCUGCUCUAUGCCUCUACCUACGUCCUGGUGUCCCUCAGCAUAGAUAGAUACCACGCCAUCGUCCACCCCAUGAAGUUCCUGCAAGGAGAAAAGCAAGCCAAGGUCCUCAUCGUGACUGCCUGGGGUCUCUCUUUCCUGUUCUCCAUUCCCACCCUGAUCAUAUUUGGGAAAAGGAAACUGUCCAACGGUGAAGUGCAGUGCUGGGCCCUGUGGCCUGAUGACUCCUACUGGACCCCAUACAUGACCAUUGUGGCCUUUCUGGUGUACUUCAUCCCUCUGACAAUCAUCAGUGUCAUCUAUGCCAUUGUGAUCCGAACCAUUUGGAUCAAAAGCAAAGGCUGUGAGAUGGUGAUUUCCAACUGCUCAGAUGGAAAGCUGUGCACCAGUUACAACCGAGGGCUCAUCUCAAAGGCAAAAAUCAAGGCCGUCAAGUACAGCAUGGUCAUCAUUCUCGCCUUCAUCUGCUGUUGGAGUCCGUACUUCCUCUUCGACAUGUUGGACAAUUUCAGCUUCCUUCCAGACACCAAGGAGCGCUUCUAUGCCUCUGUGAUCAUUCAGAACCUGCCGACUUUGAAUAGCGCUAUCAAUCCUCUCAUCUACUGCAUCUUCAGCAGCUCCAUGUGUUAUUCUUUCUCUAGGAAGCAAAGAUCACGGGAUUCCAAAAUGACGUGCCGGGAGAGAAUCGAGAGGCACGAGAUGCAGGCUCUGUCUAAGCCAGAAUUCAUCUAG
This is a messenger RNA of Rhinolophus ferrumequinum (greater horseshoe bat), 1116 nucleotides long. RefSeq names its product neuropeptide S receptor 1 (gene NPSR1). Gene Ontology annotation, cellular component: membrane; cytoplasm. The transcript has 9 exons. The record is from RefSeq and is a predicted model, not a curated record. Gene Ontology annotation, biological process: positive regulation of release of sequestered calcium ion into cytosol; neuropeptide signaling pathway. NCBI's taxonomy places the organism in Eukaryota, Metazoa, Chordata, Mammalia, Chiroptera, Rhinolophidae. The coding region runs from base 1 to 1116 and encodes 371 amino acids. Gene Ontology annotation, molecular function: vasopressin receptor activity; neuropeptide receptor activity.